AUGGCAAUCAGACCAAUUACCGGAAUGCUCCGAAGGGGCCUCGUCCUUGAUCUCAGCGUCGCUUUCGGUCUCGGAACAUCGUUCGGAUACGCCUUCUGGUACGGAUAUCACGUCCCAGCGGUCGCCAAGCGAGACGCAUACUACUCGAAAUUGGAGGACCAGAGAGCAGCCAAUGCCGCGGCAUAG
Cadophora gregata is the source of this 186-nucleotide messenger RNA. RefSeq lists its product as uncharacterized. Gene Ontology annotation, biological process: mitochondrial electron transport, cytochrome c to oxygen. Bases 1 to 186 code for a protein of 61 amino acids. NCBI's taxonomy places the organism in Eukaryota, Fungi, Ascomycota, Leotiomycetes, Helotiales, Ploettnerulaceae. The transcript has 4 exons. The record is from RefSeq and is a predicted model, not a curated record.